CGCCUCUCGCUUCCUUCAAAAACCAUUCUCCAUCCCCUGCAUUCGCCCGCCAAACACGUGUGAUCGCCAUGGCGGAUGACGCCACGAGACCAGAAGGCACGGAGGAAAAUCGCGAUAAUGCGCGCGAAACAGAGGAGGUUCGAGCGCUGAAGUCGACGCUGCGAUUCCUCGUGUCCAACAGCGACGCAGGGUCCAUCAUCGGGAAAGGCGGCGUGGUGAUCUCGGAGUUCCAGACGCAGUCCGGCGCCAAGAUCGUGCUCUCUCGCGCGCGCGAGUACUUCCCAAACACCACGGACCGCAUCAUUCUGCUCAGCGGCAGCGUCAGCGCCAUCCUUACGGCUCUCCACCUCAUCCUCUCCAAACUCGCUGACGAGCCGCGGCGCAACGAGCCGGGCGCGCGGGAGGGCGACGUGGAUCUGCGAAUCGUGGUGCCCAACAGAGUAUGCGGCGCCAUCAUCGGCAAGGGCGGCGCCACCAUCCGGUCGUUCGUGGAGGAUUCCCAAGCGACCAUCAAGCUGUCGCCCCAGGAUGCGGCGGGGCCGGGGUUUGCGGAGCGGCUGAUCACGAUAGGCGGCACGCUGGAGCAGAAGCUGCGGGCGGUGGCACUGCUGCUCACCAAGAUGUCGGAGGACCCCACCUACGUGCAAUACGCCGACGUGCCUCUGUCCUACACGGGCGCGGGCGGCCGAGGCGGUUUCAACGGGGGUCCAGGCGGUUAUGGCGGUGGUGGGGGCUACGGUCAGGGUCAGGGCGGUUAUCCGGGUUACCCAAACACGGGGGGGUAUGGCGGACCUCCCUUCGGUGGCUUGCGGGGACCACCGCCCUACGGCAUGCCGGGGCUGCCACCAAACCGAGGAAAGGCGCCUCCCGCAAUGCUGCCAGGGGGUGUGGUGCCGACGACCAUCAUAGUGGCGGUGCCGGACGACCAUGUGGGCGCUGUGGUGGGCAAGGCGGGCCGCUCCAUCAAUGAGAUACAGCAGACCACGGGUGUGCGCAUGGUGAUAUCUGACAGAAACGAUUACGUUGAAGGAACCAGAGACAGGAAGGUGACAAUAACGGGGUCAUCGGAGGGCGUGGUGGCGGCGCAGCACAUGAUCGCGCAGAAGGUGCAGCAGAGCAUUGCCGCAGGCAGUGGGGACCGCCAUGGGGGAGGGCACAGGGACGAGAAGGACGAUGGGCCACCCCCCGGCCUAUAGCUACAGCUUACUGGUAGAAGUGAUUGCCUGAUGGCAGAGGAAUGGAGAAAAACGUGGCCUGUUUUUGGAGAUCAGCUUUGCCUCUUCUAGAAGGAUGGGGUUUGCAGUUGUAUGGUAAGCAGUUUCAGCAAACAAGUUAGUGGGGGAGGAUUAUAGAGGCGGGUACUAGGCUAGGUCGAAAGUACUGUCGAAAUUCCUGGUGGGUCCACCUGGUGGGUUGGCUGAGUACUGUCGAAAUUCCUUGCAUCAAAAAUAAACAUAGGUAGGGCAU
This is a messenger RNA of Closterium sp. NIES-67, 1467 nucleotides long. Lineage: Eukaryota; Viridiplantae; Streptophyta; Zygnematophyceae; Desmidiales; Closteriaceae. The record is from the annotation of a GenBank genome assembly.